AUGACAGAUAUGAGGCUCGAUUUUUUGGCUUUAGCUAGUCUAGCUGUGUCUACUCAAGCAGGUCUGCUAGACAUAGGCAAAAUAAAAGAUUUCUUCAAAGGAGGAAAUUUGGGUGAAAAAAUCAAAACUGCCACACUCUCCAAGUUCAAAAAGCUCUUCGAGAAGACUGGCAUCUUUUCACUUGGCACUAAGCUGGCAGAGAUGAGAAGCAAAGUGAUGAAGAAACUGGAACUCUCCAAGGCUAAGAAGGCUGAAAUUGACAGGAAGCUCAAGGAAAUCGCAGCUAGAGUGGACAACACCGUUGAAAACUUGAAGGACACCAUAUUCGAAAUCAACGCUGCUAAGAAUGUUGGCAAAGCCCUCUUCCAGAGUGACAUUCUGCUGACAAAGUGGGUGGCUCGUUUUGUUUCAGCAUACAUGAUGUUUUGUGGAACAAUAGCUUCCAGGAGGCAACUUGAAGAAUUCAUGGAAGGUCUCGAGGGAGGACGAGCUAAGAGACAAGCGUUUAAGGAUGAAAAUUACCCAAAAACUACUUGGCAGCAAGGAGUCUUCUACCGCUUCGACAACAGCACAGACUAUCUCACUAGGAGAAUGUUCGAGAUGGGAGCUAAACAAUGGGAAGAAGCAACAUGCGUCGACUUCAAAGAAGAUAAGGACGGAGAAGCCGAAAACAGUCUCAUACUUAUCAAAGAAGAUGGAUGUUGGUCGUUCGUGGGUCGUCACGGUGGUGAGCAACCCCUUUCGCUCGGCAAAGGCUGCGAAGAGAUCGGAAUCGCUACACACGAGAAUUGGCCAACGCUUGGACCUUCCACAAUCACAUGUCGCGCGUACGACCGAGAUUGA
Molecule: messenger RNA, 843 nt
Organism: Ostertagia ostertagi
Lineage: Eukaryota; Metazoa; Nematoda; Chromadorea; Rhabditida; Trichostrongylidae
Source: the annotation of a GenBank genome assembly